AUGGAAAAACUCUCAAAACAUGGUGCAGGCAAAGCUCCAGCUGUUGCACUGGAUAGCGCCGAUAAGAAGAAGGCCAAAAAAAAGUCAUCGUCCAUGUGUGUUGGUGGUAUGUUCAAGUCUGCAGUCAAGCGCAUUUCCCGUGAGGUCAGCCCGGACAACAAUAUCAUGCUGACAAGCAAUUCAAUCCAGGUUCUUUGCGGAAUCUCAUUCGAUUUUGUUGAUUCUGUUGCUGAACUUGCAGGUGAGUUGGCAAGGAAGGUUGGGAAGCAAACAGUGGGGUCCGACGACAUCAUAAGUGCUUUCGAGAUCUUGCUCAAGGGCGAGCUGAGGAAGUUGGCCAUCAGAGAGGUCCACAAUGCUCUGUCUAAGAGUCAAGCCAAGUCCCGUGGAAAAUAA
Molecule: messenger RNA, 396 nt
Organism: Encephalitozoon hellem ATCC 50504
Lineage: Eukaryota; Fungi; Microsporidia; Unikaryonidae
Product: histone H2B-like protein
Exons: 1
Coding region: 1-396 (131 amino acids)
Molecular function (GO): DNA binding; protein heterodimerization activity
Source: RefSeq, a predicted model, not a curated record